Messenger RNA from Hordeum vulgare subsp. vulgare (domesticated barley), 3330 nucleotides. Its product is annotated as wall-associated receptor kinase 2-like. The transcript is spliced from 5 exons. Gene Ontology annotation, molecular function: protein serine/threonine kinase activity; polysaccharide binding; ATP binding. Gene Ontology annotation, biological process: cell surface receptor signaling pathway; protein phosphorylation. The record is from RefSeq and is a predicted model, not a curated record. Bases 28 to 3207 code for a protein of 1059 amino acids. NCBI's taxonomy places the organism in Eukaryota, Viridiplantae, Streptophyta, Magnoliopsida, Poales, Poaceae. Gene Ontology annotation, cellular component: plasma membrane.
AUAGAACCAUAGCUCCACCGUCAAUCAAUGAAGCACCAACACCACCACACUGCCAUCUUCUUUUCGGCGGCAGCGGCGCUGCUGCUGGUGCUGCUGCCGCUGUCCGCCAGAGCUGCAGCUGCACCGGCGCCGUUGUUAGCGAAGUCAGCCUGCGACACUAGCUGCGGCAACAUAAGCGUGUGGUACCCGUUCGGUAUUGGCCCGUCCUACUGCUACCACUCGCCGGGGUUCAACCUCACCUGCGACCGGUCAAGCAAUCCGCCGCGGCUCCUCCUUGGCGACGGCACCCUUCAGGUCUCCCAGCUCUACAACAGCCAGGUAGAAGUCGUCUAUACCGGCGAGCUUAACGGCACGCUCGGUGGCGGCCUCAGCGACAGCGGGCCGUACACGGUGUCGGACGUUAACAACCUCAUCCUCGUCGGCUGCAACGCCCGCGCGACGCUCAGGAACGGCGACAUGAUCAUGAGCAGCUGCGCCUCCUUCUGCCAAAACGGGGACGACUCGUACAUCCCGUCAUUCCGGGAGAGCAGGAUGCGGUGCUCCGGCUGGGGCUGCUGCCAGGCGCCCAUCGUCGUCAAUCGCGAGGUGCUGGCUGGUUCAGGCCAGCUCGUCCCCAUCACGUCCUACGACGUGGAGCUCGAGUCUUUCGGGUGGAACCGCAGCGACGGCCGCGCGCGCGUGAUCGUCGCGUCCAACGGCUGGUUUGAUGCGUUGAGCGGCUCGCGGCAGAAGAAGCACUCCAUACAAGCUCCCUUUGUGCUCGAAUGGGAGAUCAUCAUCGAUAGCCACGACAACGGCACGCAAGGAUUGCAGAGCUCGGCCGGGUGCGCUAGAGCCUGCAGGAGCAACCACACCAUCUGCACACAAGGCCAAAGAGGCGGCUACUUGUGCUCCUGCAGAAGGGGAUACCAGGGCAAUCCUUAUAUCACCAGGGGAUGCCAAGACAUCGAUGAAUGCAAGCGGUCAGAACAUUAUGGGUGCUUCGGCCAAUGUACCAAUACAGUUGGUUCGUUUCAGUGCCACUGCCAACAGGGAACCAGUGGCGACCCCAAUACGCGUGGUGGCUGCUUCAAUUUCCUCAUAGGUGCAGGUGCAAGUGCAAGUAACUGUAGCACAUCAUGCGGCAACAUGAGUGUGCCAUACCCAUUUGGCAUAGGCCCGCCCAAGUGCUACCUGCCAGGUUUUAACCUCACAUGCGACACAAGCCGCGACCCCCCACAACUGAUGCUGGGUACACUCCGAGUUGUCGACAUCUCUCUCCCUAACAACACAUUGCGCGUCAUCAAUACCGAUCAACUACUUCUUUGCGGUGCCAGAAUCGGGAUGAGGCUCACACAUCUCUGGAUGGGCCAUGGUGACACAAUGCCCUACUCGUUGUCAACCAACAAUGAGCUCAUUGUCACCGGCUGCAGCGUGCAGGCGGGGCUGUCCGUCGGGGAUAGCAAUCGGGCAAUCCUCGGUGGUUGCUCGUCCUUUUGUUCCGCAAACGAAAAUGGAACCUUUGAUGCCGCGAGUGCAGCUGGCAUUGACGACGACUACUGCUAUGGCUUGGGUUGCUGCCAAGCACGCAUCUCCAUGUCCAAGAAUGGCAUGCCUAGUGAAUUCUGGUUCAAGUCGCUCCAAAUUUGUGCCUCUGAUAAGGAAUAUCCAGACGCAUACACGUUCAUCGCAGAGGAAGGUUGGUUCAACAAGCGUCGAGUCUUUUCACAGCUUCCCAGAUCCUCAUGGAGAGAAAAUCAAGGAGCCAUACUGCAUGUCCCCUUAGGUCUAGACUGGGAGGUCUUGCAAUUGCAAUCUAGUGGCUUGGGGUUGAAAACUAACGGGAGCUCGCAACAAUAUAUCAAGUGUCCGGGCAUCUGUAAGAGCAAGAACAGCCUCUGCAAACCAAGGAUUAGAGGCUAUUCGUGCCACUGCAACACUGGCAACCCUUAUCUUGUUGAGGGAUGCAAAGGUGGUGGCCGCACAAAAUUUAAAGGUAUGAGCAUCAUCAUAGGAAUUGCUGCUGGAUCUGGACUUGUACUUCUUUUUCUCACCGGAAUGUUUAUUAAGAAGAAACUGAAACACCGGCGGUCUCAAAUGUUAAAGCGUAAGUUCUUCCAACAAAAUCGUGGACAACUGUUGCAGCAAUUGGUAUCCCAAAGUGCUGGUAUUGCGGAAAGGAUGAUCAUAACCUUAGAAGAGCUAGAAAAGGCAACACAUUGUUUUGAUAAAGAUCUCAUUGUUGGUGGUGGAGGGCAUGGUAUUGUUUACAAAGGGAUUUUAUCGAACCAACAUAUUGUGGCCAUCAAGAAACCCAAGAAGGUGAUCCAGAAGGAGAUCGAUGGGUUUAUCAAUGAGGUAGCUAUCCUAUCACAAAUCAACCAUAGGAAUGUAGUAAAACUCUAUGGUUGUUGUCUUGAAACUGAAGUCCCGAUGUUGGUCUAUGAGUUCAUAUCAAAUGGGACCUUUUACGAGCAUCUUCAUGUCGAAGGACCGAAAUCAUUGUCUUGGAAUGAUAGGUUGCGGAUUGCCACUGAGGCAGCAAAAUCUCUCGCAUAUCUUCACUCAGAUGCAUCAAUACCUAUUGUUCAUAGAGAUGUCAAGUCUGCUAACAUACUUUUGGAUGAUACCCUGACAGCAAAGGUAGCAGAUUUUGGAGCUUCAAGGUGCAUUCCAAUGGAUAUAUUUGGGGUUAUGACAAUGGCCCAAGGUACGAGAGGAUACUGGGAUCCUAUGUACUUUUAUACAGGGCGGCUAACUGAGAAAAGUGAUGUUUACAGCUUUGGGGUCGUCCUUGUGGAACUGCUAACCAGGAAGAAACCAUUUUUGUAUUUGUCCUCGGACGACGAGAGCCUUGUUGCACAUUUUGUUACAUUGUUCGAAAAAGGACAAUUGAUGCAGAUAUUAGAUCCACAAGUUAUGGACGAAGGACGCGAAAAAGUCAAAGAAGUGGCUACUAUCGCAGUUGCAUGUGUCAAAUUAAGAGGGGAGGAUCGUCCUACCAUGAGACAAGUGGAGUUGACACUCAAUGGCGCACAUGCAUCUACGGAGCAAAGUUCAGAUAAUAUAUAUCCAGCAACAAAGGGCGAAAGCAACACCGAGGGGUCGACUAGACAAUACAGUAUGGAGCAUGAGUUCAUCUUAUCUGCAGAGUACCCUCGGUGGUUUCGCCUACAUGCAAAUGAGACGGCCUCUUUUAAAUCCGUACUAGGGAUUUCUUUGCAUUAAGUUGGCUUAGGCAGAGUGUGCUCUGGUGAGAGCUUUAUUUUUGUUGUUACUGAACCUACGUAGUGUAAGGUAGCUCUUGUUCUUGAACACUCGCUGUAGAAGAAAUAAAUUGAAAUUGUUAUC